AUGCUAUAGCAAUAAACAAAGAUUAAUCAUUAGUUAUUGUUGGAUGUUUGUCCAAAAUUUAGGUAUAUUAAUUAUAGAAUAAUAAGUAUUACUUAAGAGAUUAGCUCACAUACUGAUAAUGUUAAUUUUUUUAAGAUACAAACAAAUAUAUUUAUAUCUGGGAGUGAUGAUAACAAUAAGAAUUUUGGAAAUGAAGGAAAAUAAUUAAUUAUGAUUUGUAAAUAACAAUUAGAUGGACAUACUGAUAGUAUAGUUUGCUUAAUAUGUAAUAAAACUGAAGAUCUCAUAAUUUCUGGUGGGGAAAAAAAUUGUUUGAGUCUUAAAAUGAAUGGUUAUUUUCUUAAAAAAUUACAACUCAAUAAGGUUAUGUAUUUAGUUUAUCUUUAAAUAUUUCAUAUCCAAUUUAAUUAAUUAAUUUCUUGUGGUAGAGAUCAUAAAAUAUUAGUAAGGAAUAAAGAAAAUGAGAAUUAGAAUGUUCAUUAAAAUAAUAUCAGUUGAGUAAUAUGAAUUAAGAGUUUGUUUAAUAGAUGAUGAUGCAUUUACAUUCUAAUCUAGGAAUCAUAAUAGAAUGCAUAUUUAUUAAAUGAAAGAUAAGAAUUAUUUUCAAACCAAAUAAAUUAAUAUUUAUAAUGGAAAUAAUUUGUGUUUUUUUUUUUAAUAAUUCAUAAAAUAGAAAUAAAUUCUUGUAAUAAGAUCAACUCUUUAUAUAAAAGUCAACCCUAAUUCUGAAUUUGUUUUAAAAUAUUCUAUUGAGUUUAAUCCUCAUUUUAUUUAUGAAACCUUAAGUGAGGAUGGAAAAUAUCUGUUAUCUUGGUCUCAUCAAACUAAAGAAAUAUCAAUUCGGAUGCAAGAGCGAAUAUCAUAAUAUUUUAUUUUAUCAUUAUAUUUUUUAAGCCGUUAGGUUACUUAUGUAUAUGUAGAGAUAGUUUGUUAUGUUAUGAAAGGCAUUAAGUAUAUUACAGAACAUCUCUCAAAUCUUUCUAAAAAAAAUAGUUUAUAAAACUAUUUCUUGUAAGAGUUAAUAUUUGUAUACAAGAGAUAUCUAAUGGAUUAUAUAAAAGCAAAAGUUAUUUAUAUCUUAUAUUUAAAAAGAAUAAAAUUUUAGUUGAGUUGA
Molecule: messenger RNA, 1114 nt
Organism: Paramecium sonneborni
Lineage: Eukaryota; Ciliophora; Oligohymenophorea; Peniculida; Parameciidae
Source: the annotation of a GenBank genome assembly